AGGCGCAAAGCACAGCAAAUUUACACAAGUUGAGAAAAGCAUUUAGAAAAGCAAGAAGGAAAAUGGCGGAGACGUUGCCGACGCUGUCACCGUCGGAGCAAGGGGAGCAGGUGAAUAUGAAUGUUGAUAAUGACCAGAAAGAUAGCCAACAGGGGGCGGGAGCAUCAGCAUCUUCCAAUUCCAAUGCCAACAUGGCAUUGGCAGCAACGAUGGCGGAGGAUCUGCAGCGUACGGUGAUGGAAUCCACGGACUCCGCCGUCCGCUCAGCUCGGUAUAUCCAACAUCACUUGCCCCAGUAUAUCGGCAAAGCCGUCGACAAUUACAGGAUCUACGAGCAUGCUUUCUUCACCAAGAUCAAAGAAGGGUUGACGAGUGCAAUAGAAAACCCAGCACCAACGCUUGGAAUUGGUCUCACUGCCGCCUUCCUUGUUUUGCCAGGUCCAAGAAGGUUCCUCUUUCGCCAGACAUUUCGUCGACUUCAGAGCGAGGAGGCACAAUUUCUUAGCGCUGAAAAGAGUGUAAAGGAGUUGAACCUUUCAGUUGAUUUGAUGAAGAAGGAGAGCAAGAAACUUCUUGAAAGGGCACUUCUUGCUGAAAAGGAUAUGACAUAUGGCCAUACUGAUCUCAUGGAUGUCGGAAGACAAAUCCAACACCUAUGUAAAUCUGCUCAUAAGGUUGAAUCUCAAGCUUCAGAUUUAAUGGAUGGGCUGCGAGAAAUUCCUAAUAGGGAGGCUUUGAAGCUUAGAGCAGAGGUUGCAUCAAUGACAUCGAUCUUGAAACGUCAGAGGUCUGUGCUGGACAAACACAUAAUGAAGAUUUCAGAAUUAGGACUCCCAGUGUGACCACUACCAGAGACUGAAAGGCUAUUUAUCCGGGAACUUUGAUAUCUGAUUCUGAGAUAGAGGGUGCAAUAUGCGCCCCCUUUUGUUUCGUCGACUCUAUUGGCAUACAACCAGCACUACUAUUUUGUAAUCUCGCAACCGGUAAUCCUGUUUUGUAAGAGUGCACCCGUGCAAUUCUGUUUUGUAAUAAAAAGGUUGUAAUUCCAGCAGGGGCCAUCAAUUUUCCCUUCGCUUGCA
Messenger RNA from Malus domestica (apple), 1079 nucleotides. RefSeq names its product RGS1-HXK1-interacting protein 1. The record is from RefSeq and is a predicted model, not a curated record. Lineage: Eukaryota; Viridiplantae; Streptophyta; Magnoliopsida; Rosales; Rosaceae.